Molecule: messenger RNA, 3860 nt
Organism: Tupaia belangeri chinensis (Chinese tree shrew)
Lineage: Eukaryota; Metazoa; Chordata; Mammalia; Scandentia; Tupaiidae
Gene: SREBF1
Product: sterol regulatory element binding transcription factor 1
Biological process (GO): regulation of transcription by RNA polymerase II
Cellular component (GO): nucleus
Molecular function (GO): protein dimerization activity; DNA-binding transcription factor activity, RNA polymerase II-specific; RNA polymerase II cis-regulatory region sequence-specific DNA binding
Source: RefSeq, a predicted model, not a curated record
GGGGAGCCAUGGAGUGCACGUUCGAAGACAUGCUGCAGCUCAUCGACCACCAAGACAGCGCCUUCCCCGGCCUGUUCGACCCUCCCUACGCCGGUGCUGGAGCAGAGGGCACGGACCCGGCCAGCCCCGAAGCCAGCUCCUCAAAUAGCCUGUCCCCACCACCUGCCACACUGGGCUGCCCUCUCGAGGGCUUCCUGGGGGGACCCAAGGCUGCACCUGCACCCUUGUCCCCUCCCCAGCCUGCCUCCACCCCCAUGAAGAUGUACCCCACUGUGCCCGCCCUUUCCCCUGGGCCUAGUGUCAAGGAAGAGCCAGUGCCACUGACCAUCCUGCAGCCCCCUGCCCCACAGGCCCUGCCCGGGGUCCUCCUGCCCCAGAACUUUACUCCUGCCCCGCCGCAGUUUAGCUCCACCCCUGUGGUGGGCUACCCCAGCCCUCCUGGAGACUUCUCCACAGGGACCCCUCCCGGGACUCCCCAGCCACCACUGCCUGGCCUGCCACUGGCUUCCCCACCAGGGGUCCCACCCAGCUCCCUGCACACUCAGGUCCAGAGCGGGGCCCCCCAGCAGCUGCUGACCGCCACAGCUACCCCCACGGUGGCCCCUGGGACGACCACUGUGACCUCGCAGAUCCAGCAGGUUCCGGUCCUGCUGCAGCCACACUUCAUCAAGGCCGACUCCCUGCUCCUGACCACCGUGAAGACGGAUGUGGGGGCCACCGUGAAGACGGCGGGCAUCAGCUCUCUGGCCCCCGGCACAGCUGUGCAGACCGGGCCCUUGCAGACCCUGGUGAGCGGUGGGACCAUCCUGGCCACAGUGCCUCUGGUUGUGGAUGCCGACAAGCUGCCCAUCAACCGGCUGUCCGCCGGCAGCAAGGCCCCAGGCUCGGCCCAGAGCCGUGGGGAGAAGCGCACGGCUCACAAUGCCAUCGAGAAGCGCUACCGCUCCUCCAUCAACGACAAGAUCGUCGAGCUCAAGGACCUGGUGGUGGGCACUGAGGCCAAGCUGAAUAAAUCGGCCGUUUUGCGCAAGGCCAUUGACUACAUUCGCUUCCUGCAACACAGCAACCAGAAGCUCCGGCAGGAGAACCUGAGCCUGCGCACUGCUGCCCAGAGAAGCAAGUCUCUGAAGGACCUGGUGUCAGCCUGUGGCAGUGGAGGAAACACCGACGUGCCCAUGGAGGGCGUGAAGCCUGAGGUGGACACGCUGACCCCACCACCCUCAGAUGCUGGCUCGCCCUCCCAGAGCAGCCCCCUGUCCCUUGGCAGCAGGGGGAGCGGCUGCAGUGGCGGCAGCAGCGACUCGGAGCCUGACAGUCCAGUCUUCGAGGACAGCCAGGUGAAACUGGAGCUGUCGCCCUCUCCGGGCAGCCGGGGCAUGCUGGACCGCUCCCGCCUGGCCCUGUGUGUGCUCGUCUUCCUCUGUGUGUCCUGCAACCCCCUGGCCUCUCUGCUGGGUGGCCGGGGGCUCCCUGGCUCCUCGGGGUACUCUGGUGCCUACCAUGGCCCUAUGCGUAACACGCUGGGCACGGAGGGCAGAGACAGCUCUGGCUGGGCGCCGUGGCUGCUGUCCCCGCUGGUCUGGCUGUCCAAUGCACUGCUGGUGCUGGGCGCCUUGGCGCUCCUCUUUGUCUACGGCGAGCCGGUCACGCGGCCCCACUCAGGCCCCGCCGUGCACUUCUGGAGGCAUCGUAAGCAGGCUGACCUGGACCUGGCCCGGGGGGACUUUGCCCAGGCUGCCCAGCAGCUGUGGCUGGCCCUGCGGGCCCUGGGCCGGCCCCUGCCCACUUCCCACCUGGACCUGGCCUGUAGCCUGCUCUGGAACCUCGUCCGCCACCUGCUGCAACGCCUCUGGGUGGGCCGCUGGCUGGCCGGCCGGGCGGGAGGCCUGCAGAGGGACUGUGCUCUGCAGGCGGAUGCUCGCGCCAGCGCCCGGGACGCGGCCCUCGUCUACCAUAAGCUGCACCAGCUGCACACCAUGGGGAAGUAUGCAGGCGGGCAUCUUGCUGCCACUAACCUGGCUCUGAGUGCCCUGAACCUGGCCGAGUGUGCAGGGGACGCCGUGUCCGUGGCGACGCUGGCCGAGGUCUACGUGGCUGCUGCGCUGAGAGUCAAGACCAGUCUCCCACGGGCCCUGCAUUUUCUGACACGCUUCUUCCUGAGCAGCGCCCGCCAGGCCUGCCUGGCACAGAGUGGCUCCGUGCCUCUUGCCAUGCAGUGGCUAUGCCACCCCGUGGGCCACCGCUUCUUCGUGGAUGGGGACUGGGCUGUGCGCAGCACCCCGCGGGAGAGCCUGUACAGCCUGGCCGGGAACCCAGUGGACCCACUGGCUCAGGUGACCCAGCUGUUCCGUGAACAUCUCUUGGAGAGAGCCCUGAGCUGUGUGGCCCGGCCAAGCCCCAGCCCAAGCCCUGGGUCAGCUGAUGGGGACAGGGAGUUCUCGGACGCCCUCGGGUACCUGCAGCUGCUGAACAGCUGUUCCGAUGCUGCCGGGGCUCCUGCCUGCAGCUUCUCCGUCAGCUCCAGCAUGGCCACCACCACCGGUACGGACCCAGUCGCCAAGUGGUGGGCCUCGCUGAUGGCUGUGGUGGUCCACUGGCUGCAGCAGGACGAGGAGGCGGCCGAGCGCUUGUACCCGCUGGUGGAGCACCUGCCCCGGGCCCUGCAGGAGUCUGAGAGACCCCUGCCCAGGGCAGCUCUGCACUCCUUCAAGGCUGCCCGGGCCCUGAUGGGCCAGGGGAAGGCCGAGUCUGGUCCGGCCAGCCUGGCUCUCUGUGAGAAGGCCAGUGGGUACCUGCGGGACAGCCUGGCCACACCAGCGGGCAGCUCUAUUGACAAGGCCAUGCAGCUGCUCCUGUGUGACCUGCUUCUCGUGGUGUGGCGGCGGCAGCAGCCUCCGGCGGCGGCCCAGGUGACCCAGGGCACCGGUAGCGGGCCCCAGGCCUCGGCCCUGGAGCUGCGUGGCUUCCAGCGGGACUUGAGUGGCCUGAGACGUCUGGCGCAGAGUUUCCGGCCUGCCAUGCACAGGGUGUUCCUGCAUGAGGCCACCGCCAGGCUGAUGGCAGGGGCCAGCCCCACACGGACACACCAGCUCCUGGACCGUAGUCUGAGGAGGCGGGCAGGUCCUGGAGGCAAAGGAGGCGCGGCGGUGGAACUGGAACCGCGGCCCACGCGGCGGGAGCACGCAGAGGCUCUGCUGCUGGCGUCGUGCUACCUGCCGCCUGGCUUCCUGUCGGCGCCGGGGCAGCGCGUGGGCAUGCUGGCCGAAGCGGCGCGCACCCUCGACAAGCUCGGCGACCGCUGCCAGCAGAUGCUCAUGCGCCUAGGCGGCGGGACUACCGUCACCUCCACUUAGACCCUUGGUGGCAACCCGUCUCCAGCCGCCUCCACCCCAUGCGCCUUGUGUCCUGGGCCAGAGCCCCGACGGCCGAAGGCAGCGUCAGAGACCCCGGCCUUCCCGGCUCACUCACAGCUGCACCGUCCCUGGGGGUGGUAGACCCUCGAGGACUUUCGCUUGUCCUGGGAGGCUGGAGGGCCUCGACCCCGCCACCCCAGGCAGCUCCCCAACCCGGGGAGCGGCGGCCAGGUUGGUGCUGACCUCUGGUGGCUGAUCGGGGAGUUGCAGUGGCUUGUGGCUAUCUUGUCUAGAGGGAAGAGAAGGGGACAGUACAUCGAGUUCUCCGGGCGGCUUGGCUCUCCUGGCCGGCAAGGCCUCUCUCCCUUAUGGGUAGCCUUGUACAUAACAUGGAGUGGGGUGCGCCAGCCUCGUGGCCUCUGAGGCUCACGUGCUAUUUUGCUCUUUGCAGACUAUAUUUUCAUAGGUUGAGUUUUGUACAGAGAAUAAAAAUGAGAUUAUUUAUAA